CCUUCGUGUCUAAGGAAGAAAAAGCAGCUCCAACGAAACAGAGAGAAAGAAAGAGAGAGUAUGAAUCGAGCAGAAGUUGAGAUGAUGCUACGCUCUCAGUACUGCUUGGGCCCACAAACCCAAAUGCCACAAGGAGAGACGAGGCGGAGGCGGAGGAGGAAGUAUGCGAAAGAAGAAGGAGCGGCGAUGGCAGCAGGGCCUAAAAAGAGGAAGCUGAGUGCUGAGCAGGUGAGCUUGUUGGAGAUAAAUUUCGGGAACGAGACGAAGCUGGAAGCAGCGAGGAAGGACCGCCUCGCUACUGAGCUGGGGCUCGACCCUCGGCAGGUAGCGGUCUGGUUCCAGAACCGGAGGGUGCGCUGGAAGAGCAAGCAGCUCGAAGAGCAGUACUUGAGGCUGAAGACAGUUCAUGAAGCCAUCGUGGUCGAGAAAUGCAAGCUCCAAGACGAGGUAUUGAAGCUGCAGGAGCAGCUCUCAGCAGCUGAGAGAGAGAUAAGGAAGCUUUCGGAGCGCUGCGACGGAGUGUCGGAGGGAGAAAGAAGCUGCAGCCCAAGCUCUUCAUUGUCGAUGGAUGCACACCAGCCUUUCCUUGGAGAUUUUGGAGAUGAUUUCUUGUAUAUACCUGAAAGCACCUACUGUUAUAUCAACGGCUUGGAUCAAUGGAUAGACUUGUACGGUCCAUGAUCAUCACGUGACUUAUUAUGUAAAUACCAUCCAUGUGUAUUACUGAUGCCAUUUCUAACUAUAACUAGAUUUUGCUUAUUUUGCCUGUAA
Messenger RNA from Magnolia sinica, 771 nucleotides. Its product is annotated as homeobox-leucine zipper protein ATHB-40-like. Lineage: Eukaryota; Viridiplantae; Streptophyta; Magnoliopsida; Magnoliales; Magnoliaceae. Gene Ontology annotation, biological process: positive regulation of DNA-templated transcription. The record is from RefSeq and is a predicted model, not a curated record. Bases 61 to 681 code for a protein of 206 amino acids. Gene Ontology annotation, cellular component: nucleus. The transcript has 3 exons. Gene Ontology annotation, molecular function: sequence-specific DNA binding; DNA-binding transcription factor activity, RNA polymerase II-specific.